UUCGAAGCAUUUGACCUUGACCAGGACGGGAUCAUCAGUUUACAGGACUUCAAAGUUGGGGCACAGCAACUUCAGCUUGGUUUAGCUGAUUCGGAUCUUGAAAGUUGGUUUUCCUGUGCUUCUACAAACAAUCCCAAUGGAAUCAUAAUUGAAACUUGGAAUUUGCUAUUGGAUGAUGCAAACGCAGAAGAAAUUAACAUCGCGCUGGAUUACAACCAUCUGAACUUGAAUUCCGGCUUUCUAGCGUUCGACAAAGAUUCAGAUAGUAGAAUAUCAUUGAAAGAUCUUACUACAUCUAUGAAUGAGCUUCAGAUCCAUUGUUUAGACAGUGACAUUUCUAUUCUCAUGACUUUCAUGGACAAAGACAAGGAUGGCUACAUAAGCUUUGAUGAAUGGAGGUCAGCGCUACAUACAGUUUACUGC
Guillardia theta CCMP2712 is the source of this 423-nucleotide messenger RNA. RefSeq lists its product as hypothetical. The record is from RefSeq and is a predicted model, not a curated record. NCBI's taxonomy places the organism in Eukaryota, Cryptophyceae, Pyrenomonadales, Geminigeraceae. The annotation marks the transcript as partial. Gene Ontology annotation, molecular function: calcium ion binding. The transcript is spliced from 2 exons.